Messenger RNA from Mesorhabditis belari, 354 nucleotides. The record is from the annotation of a GenBank genome assembly. Lineage: Eukaryota; Metazoa; Nematoda; Chromadorea; Rhabditida; Rhabditidae.
AUGUUUCUUUUUUUGUUGAUUAUUGGUUUAUUCAUCGAUGUUUGUCAUGGCUAUUUGACUUGGUCAUUUGGUGGCGAUGACGAUGAUGACUACUACUCUGGACGACGUUAUCUUGGUGGGUCUUAUGGACAGCCAACCGUUCAGCAAACAUAUGGUCAACCGUUCUAUGGUCAACCAAGCUACUCUCCAGUCACAUACUCAUCGGUGAAUAUGGGCGGUCGAUCGGCUGGCCAAUGUCAAGUUAUUCGCUAUCUCGGAAAUCAAUAUGUUGACUAUCUCCGGACCAACAAAAAGACACCUUUUUGUCCUAUCGAAGUCAUUAAAACUCGACAUUUAUUCGGAUCGGAACUGAUU